This is a messenger RNA of Oldenlandia corymbosa var. corymbosa, 1296 nucleotides long. The record is from the annotation of a GenBank genome assembly. Lineage: Eukaryota; Viridiplantae; Streptophyta; Magnoliopsida; Gentianales; Rubiaceae.
AUGAGUGCUCCGAUGGAUAUUUCUGCUCCGGAACAAUCCUCCGCCGCCGCCAUUGUUGGGGAAGCAAAUGGAGCAGUCCCGCAGCCGCUUCCUGCUUCUCCUUUUCCUCCUCCUCCCCCAGUUUUAACCGAUGAUAGACUCCCCGUUUCAGUGGAAGUUUGCUUGAAAGCUACUAGCACAGCUCGUAUUGAAGAUGUUCGGUCAGCUGUUGAGAGAAUGCUGGACAAUAGGAGCAUGAGCUAUGCUGAUGGCUCUAUUCCUGUGCCUUUGGAUGAUCCAUUUCUUUUCCAAAAUGUGCAGAGAAUUGCCAUCUGUGACACAGAUGAAUGGCUGGAGAACCAUGAUGUUCUCUUGUUUUGGCAAGUGAAACCUGUUGUGCAUGUUUUUCAGCUUAAUGAAGAAGGACCUUGUGAAGACUUAGAUGGCGAUGGUCAGCUUUCAAGCUUCAAUGAGUGGAUUCUCCCUGCAAAAGACUUUGAUGGCAUGUGGGAAAGCUUGAUAUAUGAACCUGGGCUCAAGCAGAGAUUAUUGCGCUAUGCAGCUAGUGCUUUGCUUUUUACUGAAAAGGGUGUUGAUCCUUUUCUUGUCUCUUGGAACCGAUACCCACAGUGCCAACUGGUCGAAGUAAAUGCACACUCCUUGUUCAGUAAAUGGUUUUCUGAGAGUGGCAAAUUGGUGGCAAAGCUUUUUACAAAAAUUCAGGAAAUGGUGGAGGAAGAAAACAAUCUGGUUUUUGUUUUGAUUGAUGAAGUUGAAAGCCUCGCUGCUGCCAGAAAAGCAGCAUUGUCUGGCUCCGAGCCUUCAGAUUCUAUACGGGUUGUUAAUGCCUUGCUAACCCAGAUGGACAAACUAAGAUCCUCCCCAAAUGUGAUUAUAUUGACUACCUCCAAUAUCACUGCUGCUAUUGAUGUAGCCUUCGUGGACCGAGCCGACAUUAAAGCAUAUGUGGGGCCUCCAACCCUUCAUGCACGCUAUGAAAUUUUAAGAUCCAGUUUUCAAGAGCUAUUACGAACUGGAAUCUUGUCAGAUGCUAACUUUAAGGAUGGUCGUGAAGUCCUUAUUCCAACAUUUGCUGGUGCUAAAGAUGUACAGUCAGAAUUUCCAGCCUUAUUGAUUCUAAGCAAAAAGCUGCUCGAAGCUGCUGAAGCUUGCGAGGGUUUGAGCGGAAGAUCACUCAGGAAGCUUCCAUUCUUAGCACACGCAGCGCUUAAGAAUCCAUACUGUUGUGACUCUCACACUUUUUUGAAAACAUUGGUGCAAACAGCUAUGCGAGAACGUUCAGAGAUGCCCGAUUAA